GCUCUCCUACUUUGCUGUUUUCGACGGCCACGGUGGAGUACGAGCAUCCAAGUACGCAGCACAGAACCUUCACCUCACUCUUGCCCGGAACUUCCCCAAAGGUAACAACACUGUUACAGAAAAUAGGAACUCCAACACUUCAUCUAAAAUCCAAGCUCAGUAGGCCAGCUGGUAUCCAGUCACUUAUAGGACUGACUAUAUGGGAGCUGGUUUAGUCAUGGAGAUGACAACCUGAUCAGAUGUGAGUGGAGUUUACCCCUGAAGAUGUUCUCUGGAGAAGUGAGUAGCAUAGAGAAGACUAUUAAGAAAUGCCUUCUAAUGACCUUCAAGCAGACGGAUGAGGGCUUUCUCAAGCAGGCAUCAAGCCAAAAACCCGCUUGGAAAGAUGGAUCUACUGCCACAUGUGUCCUGCUGGUGGACAAAGAUUUAUAUGUUGCAAAUCUUGGUGACAGCAAGGCCAUUCUGUGUCGGGUGAAUGAGACCAGCAAGAAAUUGAUGGCCUUGCCACUGGUGAAAGAACAUAACCCAACCCAAUACGAUGAGAGGAUGAGAAUUCAAAAAGCCGGGGGCACAGUUAGAGAUGGUCGGGUGAUGGGCGUAUUGGAGGUGUCACGUUCCAUUGGAGAUGGACAGUACAAGCACUGUGGCGUGAUAUCAAUACCAGACAUUAGGCGCUGUCAGUUAACGCUCAAUGACAGGUUUAUUCUCCUGGCUUGUGAUGGAUUAUUUAAAGCUUUCACCCCAGAGGAAGCUGUUCAGUUUGUUUCAGCAAUACUUGAGGACAAGACUCUGACUGCAAGGCCAGGGAAGUCGGCACAGGACGUGCAGUUUGAAGCUGCCUGUAACAGAUUGGCCAGUGAGGCAGUCCGCCGGGGCUCUGCGGAUAAUGUCACCAUCAUUUUGGUCGCCAUCAGGCAUUGACAUGAGGACCCUGCCUCAAUGAGAAUAUCUCGUAGGUGAAUACAGGUGUCCAGGAGGAUUUGCCAAUCUUGAAGGGAAAAGAUGGGACAACCUCAGGACACUUCAGAAAUUUAAAAGUAAAAUGCUUAACUUUUAUUUCCUUACUCCUCUCAUCUGAUAUUGUCGAGUUGCCAACCUGCCACUGACCAACACUCCUAGAUGUAAACAUCCGUGCACCUGACAAUAGCAGAGAUCCUUUAUUUUUGUCUCCAAUAACCCAAUGGUGGAGCUGCUGCCUCCUCUGUUUAGUAAGCUGAACCAAUUCUUGUUUUUAAAAAAAAAACUUUUUCUCACCACUCAAUCACAUGGCGGAACAGAGUUGACUUGGCAACAUUUCUCUGCACCUGCUGGUGUUGGAAUGCUAACGUGUGCAUGGAUAGAAGGGCCAAGGAGUACGGCCUGUACACAGACUGGCUUGCGGCCACUCUUGUCUGAGACAGUGGUAGUUUUGAGAAAUAACAUCCAGAACCAGAUGCCAGGAAAGGAUUUUGAAGUCCUCCAUCCCAGACUGUAAUGUGUGGAAGUCUUUAAUGAGUUCAAGAUUCUGUUUUAUAUACUGUUAUUGUCGCCUCGUUUGUUCAUGCUGGUGUUGAGGUCUGUUGUUGGUUGAAUCCUAGUUAAAGUUGUUUCUUUUCCAAAUGGUUUGCUGUAACAUCUCAUUUCAGUACAAGCACUGACAUGUUAUUUUGUUGUCCAACACCUUCUAGUGGUGGUUCCUAUCAGUGCCUUCUCUUGCAGAAACAUACAUGAGGAUAGUUGCUCAGACCCUAAUUACAUUACAGUACAUGGUGAAGCAAAAUUGGGCAGUAAUGAGACAAUGAGCAAGUGCGCACUCUGGUGCAUUUUAGUAAUCCACCUUAUCUUUUUCCCCACAAAGGCUAACCUUUUAAUACAAUGAAGCUCUCUUUCCUUCUCAUGCAGAGCUGCUGCUUCACCUUGUGCAGGAUGGCAUUAUGACUGUUAACAUCAAUAAUAGAUUAGCAGCCCUGACUACAGAGCUACUGAAUUCUGCUUCAUCUCCAGCCGUAAACAAUCAAAGAGCAAUGCAGCACAGGAGGCUAUUCCAGCCCAUUGAGCCGGCAAUUACUCUUUCAUGAUCAAUCCAGUCAGUUCCUUCCCCAGCUCCCUGCAGAUUUGAGUGUUUUUUUUCCAUUUCCGUUGUGAAUGCUAGGGUCUUAUCUGUGUCCACCACCCUAUCAAGCAGUGUAUUCCAAAUCCUAACCGGUUACUGCAUGAGAAAAUGUUCCACUUGUUCCUUUGCCUCAAAUCUCUGUCAUCUGGGUAUUGAAUCUUCAGUCACUGCAAACAAUUUAUACUUAAUUAUUCCACCUCCCAUAUUUCUUGCAAAUCUCCUCUUAGUCUUCUCUGCUCUUAGGAGAGCAAUCUCAACUUAUCCGAUCUGCUCCCACAAUUUUAAACGCUCAUCCUCUGAGCCGUUUUCAUAAACCUCUUCAGUGACCGUCUUCAUCAUUGCUCAAUCUUUCUGGUCCUGAAACCUGACCCGUUUCAUGUCCCACUUACUUUACAUGGCUGCUGCAGUUGUAUUUGUACAGUGCCCUUAGGUCAGUAACAACACACCAGGCCUUUGGUUCAUGGCUUUUGUAGGGAAUUGAAGCAUGUCUCAAGGUCAGGAGUGGAAAAGAAAUUCCACAUCAUAGAAUCACAGAGUUAUUGUGGUACCAUAACAGACCAUUCAGCCCAACAGGCUCUCUAAACAUGUUAAAAUUAGUUCCUUCUGCUGCCUUUUCCCUGUAAUUUUGCAUUAAAAUGAAAUUUAACUUACUUGAUAUGUAAGUAUACCAUUGCUGCAGGAUAUUUUUAAAAGCGAACCCCUCGCAACCAACUGGGCCUCGCAACCAACACUCAUGAAUGGUCCUCACAGGCAACUUCUAAUGCUGUCAAUAAUCAGUAAACACUGGGUCCCCAGUGGUCAUUGUUUCAGAGGCAACAGAAGUCUCGAAGUUUUCCCCUUCUCCUCCCUCCCCCACAGUCCCACCACCACCCCUGUCAUGGGAGGCCAUCUGCUUCUAUGGUACCAGGAUGGUUCUGUUUACCUGACUUUGGGACCAGUAUUAGAUCUAUUAGGGAAAUUAUAUGCGAGUUCCACAUGAGGCCAAAUAAUUUAUGGAAAUGAAAACAAAAUACUCUGCAUGCUGGACAAUGGGAAUAAAAACAAAGUAGUGGAAAAGCUCAGUGGGUUUGGCAGGAUCUGAAGAGAGAAACAGAAUGAAAUGGGAAUGACCCCAACCAUUCAGUUGCUUGCUGUUUCAAUAAACCAUUUUGCUCCCAUGCUGAUAUUUACAUCCUUGACUUGCUGCAGUAUUCCAGUUGAGCUCAACACAAGCUUUAUAGUCUCUUGGACUCAAUAUUUAGUUCAGAGCAUUACCUCUUGUACUCUGUUUUUCUGACAUCGCCCCGAGCUGGGUCUCUCACUGUUAUGUGGAUACAGAUGUUUGCACCAUACCUGACUAUUUUGAUAAGAGUUGAGUAAAAAGUGCUUCAGUUUAAAAGUAAUGUGAUCUCAGGACCUCAACUAUCACCAUUUGUAGUCAAGAACGCACGGCCUUCAUAUCAUUUGUCGUGACUACUGACUAACAAUGACAAAAUAAAUAGGAUGUCCCAGA
Chiloscyllium plagiosum (whitespotted bambooshark) is the source of this 3584-nucleotide messenger RNA. NCBI's taxonomy places the organism in Eukaryota, Metazoa, Chordata, Chondrichthyes, Orectolobiformes, Hemiscylliidae. The record is from RefSeq and is a predicted model, not a curated record.